Messenger RNA from Plectropomus leopardus (leopard coralgrouper), 657 nucleotides. The record is from RefSeq and is a predicted model, not a curated record. NCBI's taxonomy places the organism in Eukaryota, Metazoa, Chordata, Actinopteri, Perciformes, Serranidae.
UAAACUGGACUGGGACGGUGUGUGUGGAGUUGCUCCUGACUCGGGUCGGCUGGAAGAAGCUGUCGCUACAAAAGAUCUAUACAUUUACGUGGGUCACGGUGCAGGCGCUCGAUUCCUCGACAGCCAGGCGGUCCUGAAGCGGCAGAUGAGAGUAGCCUCUCUGCUUUUUGGCUGCAGCAGUGCUGCUCUGGCAGUGCGCGGGAAUCAGGAAGGACAGGGCAUCAUCCUUAAUUACCUCAUAGCAGGCUGCCCCUUUGUUUUGGGAAACCUGUGGGAUGUCACAGAUAGGGAUAUUGAUCGCUUCACUAAAGCCUUGUUGGAGUCGUGGUUUUCUGCCGGGCCCGGAGCUUCUCUCCUGGAUUAUAUGGGCUCAUCACGUCAGGCCACACACCUGAAACACGUGAUAGGAGCUGCACCUGUGGUCUACGGCUUACCAGUUCACCUGCAGUAGAUGGGCUGCCAAACCAAAACUCUUUCAAAAUAAACAGGAUGUGAACAGUCUAUACAGUAUCUACAUUUUAUUGUUUCAGCACCAAGCUGGAGGACAUGACUUUAACUUUUUAAAAGUUGUUAAUUCUUGAUUUUUGCAGGUUUUGAAGAUUAAAGUUCUGCAUUUUUUAAAUUUUAUUUAAACCAUUGUUUCUAUUUUUAAACCAA